Chlorocebus sabaeus (green monkey) is the source of this 2179-nucleotide messenger RNA. It is a transcript of the gene TERB2, whose product is annotated as telomere repeat binding bouquet formation protein 2. The record is from RefSeq and is a predicted model, not a curated record. Gene Ontology annotation, cellular component: nuclear inner membrane. Gene Ontology annotation, biological process: meiotic attachment of telomere to nuclear envelope; homologous chromosome pairing at meiosis. Lineage: Eukaryota; Metazoa; Chordata; Mammalia; Primates; Cercopithecidae.
AGAAUAUCAAUAAAACCAGAAGUAUGUUCUUUGAAAAGGCUAAUACAAUUGACAAAAUUCUAAUGAGACUAGGAAAUAAAAAAAGGGAAGGUACAAAUAACCAGAAUCAGAAAUGAAAAAAGAUUGUCAGAGAGGUGACUAAAGUAGGAGGAAAAAUUUAAAAACAAGAAAAACAAAAAGAAAAAAAAAGAACCAUGACUAGAGCUCUCACAGAUAUUUUAAAAGAUAGUAAAAGAUUUUAUGGACAACUUUAUAUAAACAAUUUUUUAAUGUUUAGUUUAAAGGAACACAAUACUAGAAAAACAACUACUUAUCACAACUAUUGUAAGAGGCCGAAAACUGUAAAAGGAAAACAAUUUUGAGUAAAACAGAAAUUUGAACACUGGUGAUAUUUGACUAUAUUAAAGAACUAUCUUUUAAGUGUGAUGAUGGUGUCGCGGUUGUGUGUGUGUUUUUUAAGUCCUCACUUUUAACAGAUUCAAAGUGAAACGUUUAUAGAUGAAAUGAUGAAAUGAAUUUUGCUUCAAAAAUAAUACUUGAUGCUGCAGACUCUGCCCUAUGCCUGUACAUACACAGCAUGGUAACUUUGUUAAUAUUUAGGGUUAACACUCGCCACCUCAAAAUUUAAAACAAAGUCAACCAAACAACAAAAAUCCCUCACCAACUCGAGUCGCUCUCCUCCUCUUAUCAGGGCAAGGCUGAGAGGCCCCUAAGUGAUCCGGAUAAGCAAUCAGAGACUGUCCCUCACCUGAGGGCCUCAGGCCUUUCCCUGCCAUUUCUCCUGGGAACCAAUCAUUGAGCUUGGCGUUGGACUUGGAACCAAUCAGGGAUCUCAGCUCUGGGGCCUCCUCUCUCACGUCCGCGCAGGCUUGGCGACGCCAUGUUUCAAGGGCAGCGCGGUUGGUUUUGCCGCAGCGUUAGCCGGGAUCUGAGGCAAUUCUGGGUGACUGAAGGGGGGACGAUCAGUGACCCGCGAGCCGCCGACUUCUUGUUCAGCUGUGAUGCCUCGCACCCAGACACGCUGAGAAUAUAUCAGAGCCUUGAUUACAUAGAAGAUAAUGCUACAGUUUUUCAUGCCUACUAUCUCUCUGCAGUAGCUAAUGCCGAAAUAAAAACCUCGGUGGCUUUGGGUCAUUUCAUUCUUCCUCCUGCUUGCCUGCAUAAAGAAAUAAGAAGAAAAAUUGGUAGUUUUAUUUGGGAACAAGACCAACAUUUUCUGAUAGAAAAGCAUGAUGAAGUAACACCAAAUGAAAUAAAGAUCCUUAGGGAAAACGGUGAACUAGCAACAGAGCACAAAAAAGAAUUAUCCGAAAGCCCAGAAAAGCAUUUUAUAAGAACUCCAGUUGUAGAAAAGCAGAUGUACUUCCCUCUACAGAAUUACCCAGUUAACAACAUGGUAACAGGUUAUAUAUCAAUUGAUGCCAUGAAGAAAUUCCUUGGGGAGCUACAUGACUUCAUUCCUGGAAGCUCAGGGUAUUUGGCAUAUCAUGUUCAAAAUGAAAUUAAUAUGUCUGCUAUAAAAAACAAAUUGAAGAAGAAAUAUUAAAUUAAAUUGUAAAUAUCUUGGCAUUUAUUUUCUAUAAAAUAUUAUCGAGAUGUGCAUAACGUAAAAUGCUCCCUUUUGGUACUGGGGGAUAGAGAAGUGGGAAAGAAUUUUUCUGUUUCUCAAAAUAUGUCUUUAGGAAAUUCAGAAUCAUUUUGGUUCUGUGUUUUCACAUUUGGGCUGGACUUUUUUUUCCCUAGCUUAUAACAAUAUGUUCAAAUAUUCUCAGUGCACAGUUGUUAAGGAGUAAUUGUCAUUAAAAUAUAUUUCAUGAGAAGUCUCAAUCUCAAACUCUCCAUUUCUCAAUCCUCCUCCUCCUCCUCUCUCUCUCUUUCUAUUUCUCUCUUUCUCUUUUCCCUCUCUCUUUUUCUCCUCCCCUUCUCUCUCCUCUUUCUCUUUCUGUCUGUCAAAUGCUCUUUUGGCUUUAACAUUCUAUUAAUUAUAUUUUUUCUAGAUUGAAUACUGUGAAUGCUAAUUUUUAUGAUUCUGGUCAUCUUAUUUUGAUUUAAAAAAUCAGGAUGCUAGCUGAGUUCAGAAUUACUGUUUCUGACUUGAAACAUAUGGAGAAAAAUAUUUUAAUAAUUCAUAUUUCAUGUUGGAUGGUUUCUCAUAAUAAAUAUUUGAAAAGUGACUUAA